AUGAGUGGAAUCGUCACCACCUGUCUGUCGUGCCUGUCGGCGGUCGACCGAUGGUGUCAUAUCACGGCCUGCCUGGGUGGAGGUCGUUCCCGAGAUGGCAUCUACGAAACCACCCUUGCCGACAAUGAACGAGAAGCUGUGUCGGAUCUGUUGGGUUAUCUCGAGAACCGCGCCGAAACCGAUUUCUUCGCCGGAGAACCCCUACAAGCCCUGAGUACCCUUGUAUAUUCCGAUAAUGUCGAUCUCCAGCGAAGCGCUAGCUUGACCUUUGCCGAGAUCACCGAACGAGAUGUGCGCGAAGUCGAUCGGGACACCCUCGAACCCAUCCUGUUCCUGCUCCAGAGCUCGGAUAUAGAAGUCCAGCGAGCUGCCAGUGCCGCGCUGGGCAAUCUCGCGGUCAAUGCUGAGAACAAAGUCUUGAUCGUCGCUCUCGGAGGGCUGGCCCCUCUGAUCCGCCAAAUGAUGUCGCCCAAUGUUGAAGUGCAGUGUAACGCCGUCGGUUGUAUCACUAACCUGGCAACCCACGAGGAGAACAAGGCCAAGAUCGCUCGGUCGGGAGCGUUGGGUCCUCUGAUCCGCCUGGCCAAGUCGAAGGAUAUGCGUGUACAGCGCAAUGCGACCGGCGCAUUGCUUAACAUGACUCAUUCUGAUGAUAAUCGCCAACAGCUUGUCAACGCCGGCGCCAUCCCCGUCUUGGUUCAUCUCCUUUCAUCCCCCGAUGUCGACGUCCAAUACUACUGUACAACGGCCCUCAGCAACAUCGCUGUGGACUCGACCAACCGUAAACGUCUGGCCCAGACCGAGUCGCGCCUGGUACAGUCCCUGGUUCAUCUUAUGGACUCCUCCACUCCCAAAGUCCAGUGUCAAGCAGCACUCGCUCUCCGCAAUCUUGCCUCCGACGAGAAGUACCAGUUGGAGAUUGUUCGGGCAAAAGGUCUUUCUCCACUACUACGACUUCUGCAAUCAUCUUACCUCCCUCUCAUUCUUUCCGCCGUGGCGUGUAUCCGCAACAUCUCCAUCCAUCCACUGAACGAGUCUCCGAUCAUCGAAGCUGGCUUCCUGAAGCCUCUGGUGGACCUUCUGGGCUCAACCGACAACGAAGAAAUCCAAUGCCAUGCCAUCUCCACCCUCCGCAACCUUGCCGCUAGCUCGGAUCGCAACAAGGAGCUGGUUCUGCAGGCUGGAGCGGUUCAGAAAUGCAAGGACCUCGUUCUUCGCGUCCCGCUGACGGUUCAAUCCGAAAUGACCGCCGCGAUCGCUGUGCUGGCCCUCAGCGAUGAGCUCAAGCCUCAUCUUCUCAACCUCGGCGUGUUUGACGUUUUGAUUCCUCUGACAAACUCGGAGAGUAUCGAAGUGCAAGGGAACAGUGCGGCUGCCCUUGGCAAUCUUUCCUCCAAGGUUGGCGACUACUCAAUCUUCGUCCGUGACUGGGCCGAUCCGAAUGGAGGAAUCCACGGCUACCUUCAACGAUUCCUCGCCAGCGGAGAUCCUACAUUCCAGCACAUUGCGAUUUGGACCCUUCUCCAGCUCCUUGAGUCUGAAGAUCAGAAACUCAUUGGGUACAUCUCCAAAUCAGAGGACGUGGUGCAGGUGGUCAAGGCCAUUUCCGACAAGAACAUCGAGUCCGACGAGGAAGAUGCAGAUGACGGCGAAGGGGAGGUAAUUGCCCUUGCUCGGCGCUGCUUAGAGCUGCUCGGGACUGGUCCUAAGCAGACUUUGGUUGAGGCCUAA
Molecule: messenger RNA, 1731 nt
Organism: Penicillium daleae
Lineage: Eukaryota; Fungi; Ascomycota; Eurotiomycetes; Eurotiales; Aspergillaceae
Gene: vac8
Product: protein anchor VAC8
Exons: 6
Coding region: 1-1731 (576 amino acids)
Biological process (GO): vacuole inheritance; nucleus-vacuole junction assembly
Cellular component (GO): fungal-type vacuole membrane
Molecular function (GO): protein-membrane adaptor activity; protein binding
Source: RefSeq, a predicted model, not a curated record